Molecule: messenger RNA, 975 nt
Organism: Cercopithifilaria johnstoni
Lineage: Eukaryota; Metazoa; Nematoda; Chromadorea; Rhabditida; Onchocercidae
Source: the annotation of a GenBank genome assembly
AUGGAUGUGUCGUUUUUUGGUCAUUCGUUGCAAACAACGACAAACACAACCACAAACUCAUCAAAGUUUACAUCACCAAAAGCUUCCGCACUUCGUGCACCUGCUAUACGUGUUCAUCCACCAACGAUCAAACAAUCCGGAUUGAAUAACAAUGAACAAUCAAGGCCAUCAUCUCGAAGUAGUUCGUUAGCCAGUUCCGGAACAUAUACCUCAAUACCAUCAACCGCCGGUACAGCUCCUUCAACAUCUGUAUCGAAUAGCCUCACUGAUACAUCAUCUACUGGAAAUCAAAAAAUGCUUAAAAUUAAAUUUUUUGGUGGAAAUAAAGAUAAAGGUAAAAUUUAUGCACCGAUGGGAGCAGUUGGAGCGGGUGCAAUAACGGCAAAUACUUCUUGUCGUGGAACGAUGGUUGAAAUGAAAAAUUCGAAAUUAACCAUCAAUCAAAAUAAUGAUGAUACAGGAAAAGCUUGCGGAUUAAUGAAGCCAAAAAAUAAUACAAAAGUAUCACGUAAGAUUCCAGCUACAACAUCGAUAACAUCGGCAGCUACACGUGAUACGAUAAAGGGUACUGGACUUCGUGCAAGUGGUUUACCACUUCAAAGUAGUUCAUCAUCAUCUUCCUGUUCCAAUACCGCUUUGCAAGGAGUUAAACGAGCAGCCAAUCGUGCUCCUCAAUCAUCUGGUACCCAUUUAAGACAACCAACAAAUCUCGAUCCUACGAAAAAUAAACGGUUUUCGAAGAGUUCCGAAGAGGAUUCUGCAUAUGCCGGUUUUGGUAGUUCAUCACCCAUUUCAUCCGCCGAAUCAUCCUCAAUGAGUCUCAAUUCAACAUCGUCGAAGAAUUCAUCCUGUAGUGGUACCGCAAAUAAUCCAAGAACCCGAACAUUGUCUGCCUUAACAUUUCAAAAUACCACGACCGCUAAUCAUCGUUUUAUUGGUGGAACAAUUCAACCACCAUCAAGUCCACAUGUAUGA